Messenger RNA from Brettanomyces nanus, 1689 nucleotides. RefSeq lists its product as uncharacterized. The record is from RefSeq and is a predicted model, not a curated record. NCBI's taxonomy places the organism in Eukaryota, Fungi, Ascomycota, Pichiomycetes, Pichiales, Pichiaceae. Gene Ontology annotation, cellular component: transcription factor TFIIE complex. The transcript has a single exon. The coding region runs from base 1 to 1689 and encodes 562 amino acids. Gene Ontology annotation, biological process: transcription initiation at RNA polymerase II promoter; transcription open complex formation at RNA polymerase II promoter.
AUGGACGCUCACAGAAAAGCAGUAGAGAAAGAGGUCUACCACCUUUUAAGGUUGGUGGUACGAUCCUUUUACCCGCACCAGUGCGUGCUUAUAGUGGAGGCUCUCAUUUUCCAUUCUGUUCUCUACGAAGAUGAUCUGCUUAAGCUUACUUGCAUGCACAAAAAGGUAUUUCGGUCAUUUUGCAAUCGACUCGUAGAAGAUCGUCUUAUUAUUGCUUAUACACAAAAGGAGGAAGCGGCAAACCAAACUGGAGGGUAUUACUCUCAGUAUUACAACAACCGAAACAGCGAAUUAAGUUCGAAUCCUAAUGGACCGAAUGGUACCAGUGCCACAAACCAACAGCAGAAUUAUAGAUGGAUGUCUAGAACUUACUAUUAUGUUCAUUAUUUGGAAGCUAUUGAUUCGAUCAAGUGGAAGAUUCAUUGCCUUGUUAAGCAGGUUAAGGACGAUAUAGGUCAGUUUAAUGAUCCUCAGGGAUACGUGUGUCCUACAUGCCAUGCCAAAUACUCUUUAUUGGACGUUCCAUCUUUACUUAGUGAGGAUAGAAUGUGCUUUGAGUGCAGUGUCUGUGGAGAUACAUUGAUUGAGGAUGAUUCUGGAUUGGAGGCGCAGAAGGGUCAGGAGAAGUUAGAGAGAUUGAUGGGGCAAUUAGAGCCUAUCAUUGAAUCAUUGAAGAAGAUUGACUCGAUGAAAGUUGAGGACAAUAACUUUGAGAGUUCUCUUAUUAAAGCAGUACCUGCCACGUCUACAUCCAUUGCCUUGUACACGAUUUCUAACCGCAUUAAUACGAGAAGAAAGAAGGGAGCCAACGAUAAAGAUACGGAAGAUGCUGCCAGAAGGUCGCAAGCCACAGUUCACGUGUCUAUUACGGCUGACGAUGAAGAGUUGGUUAGAGCAAGACGGAAAAGAGAGCAGAGAAAUGUUAAGUUACGGCAGAAUGCGAUGCCUUCGUGGCAUAGAGAGAGUGCUGUGGGUCAGGGAAGUUUGGGAGUUAAUAGAGAGGAGUCUGCUAAUUCUGUGGAGUUUACAGCUGCUGAACAGGUUGUUGAGAAACUGGACUCAUCCAUUGGGGUCAAUGGAGGAAAUGAAGCGGCUGAUGAGGUUAACGCAACUGACAAGGCCAAUGAUGUCAAUGAGGCCAAUAGGGACAAAGAUGUCAAGAUGGAACACUCGGAAGAGAUAAAGCCAUCACUACAAGCUUUGGAAUCUCCACAACUUACAGGGACGCCACAGCCUGUAGAGACACCAACCAGUGUUGAUUCCAACCUUCUCAACUCGGAUACUGACAGCACUUCUAAUAGCACAAAAAUGGAGAUCAAGACGGAGCAACCUCCGGCUACUGGUGGUUCCGAGGUAUCUCUUUUAGAGGAAGGCUCGGCUACUACAGAGGAGAUGGAUGCGCUCACAGCGUAUUACGCACAGCUCAGAAAGAGACAAGCCGAAGAAGAAGAAGAAGAGGAAGAUGAGGACGAAGAUGAAGAUAUCGACGAAGAUGAAUUUGAAGCUUUUGAAACUGACGAUGAGGCAGACGGGCCAGCAGAAAAGGAUAAUACGAUGGACAAGAUUACUGGUGAGAAUACUGAAAAGGUUACGAACGAGAAGAUAGAAACAAAAAAGGAGAGCGCGGAUUCAUCUGAUCUGGAUGAAGACGAGAUCGAUGAUGCCAUUUUUGAUGAAUUGAACGAGUGA